This is a messenger RNA of Antechinus flavipes (yellow-footed antechinus), 3035 nucleotides long. RefSeq names its product FLVCR heme transporter 1 (gene FLVCR1). Gene Ontology annotation, cellular component: mitochondrion; membrane. Gene Ontology annotation, molecular function: heme binding; heme transmembrane transporter activity. The coding region runs from base 95 to 1723 and encodes 542 amino acids. Gene Ontology annotation, biological process: mitochondrial transport; heme export; transmembrane transport. The transcript has 10 exons. The record is from RefSeq and is a predicted model, not a curated record. Lineage: Eukaryota; Metazoa; Chordata; Mammalia; Dasyuromorphia; Dasyuridae.
CAGCGACUUGCCUAGCUUCGGCUCCGGGGGUGGGAGCGGGAAGGGGUGGAGGCGGCCCGGGUCUCGAGGUGCCCUACCAGGCGUCCAGAGGGACAUGACUGAAACGGCUGUAGGGGUUGCUGCGGGGCGGGAGGAGGAGAGCCUAGCGGAGGCUAAGGCUCCUGGCUCGGACAGCUUCACUACUGCCAAGGAGGAGCCGGAGGGCAAGCGGGCGAAUGGAACCCUCCAGGCCGCGGCGAACGGGCACCCGUUGUUGUGCGAGGCGGCCGCCGGCGACGCGGAGAACUUUGACAAGUCCCAGGCCGGGGAGGAGGAGGAGGAGCCCCGGGCCAGGCUGGUCCCCCUGCUUCUCGGUGGCGGCGGCGGGGACAAGGCCGAGGCGGAGACGGGGGCCCGCGGCCUGCGGACUGCGCUAUCCCCGCGGCGCUUCGUCGUGCUGCUCAUCUUCAGCCUGUACUCGCUGGUCAACGCCUUCCAGUGGAUCCAGUACAGCAUCAUCAGCAACGUGUUCGAGGACUUCUACGGCGUGCCCUUAACGGACAUCGACUGGCUGUCCAUGAUCUACAUGCUGGUCUACGUGCCGCUCAUCUUCCCGGCCACCUGGCUGCUGGACAAGUACGGCCUGCGCCUCACCGCGCUGCUGGGCGCCGGCUUCAACGCCCUGGGCGCCUGGGUCAAGUGUGGGAGCGUGGCCAGGGACCUCUACUGGGUCACCAUGCUGGGUCAGGUGUUCUGCUCCGUGUCGCAGGUGUUCAUCUUGGGCCUGCCCUCGCACGUAGCCUCCGUGUGGUUCGGGCCUCGGGAGGUGUCCACCGCCUGUGCCACGGCCGUGCUGGGGAACCAGCUUGGUGUUGCAGUCGGCUUUUUGUUACCACCAGUUUUGGUGCCCAACACAAAGAAUGACACAGUUCUCAUGUCCCACAAUAUCAACAUCAUGUUCUAUGGAACAGCAUCAGUUGCAACUCUUUUGUUCAUACUCACAGUAAUUGCUUUCAAAGAAAAGCCUCGGUAUCCACCAAGUGAAGCUCAAGCAGUUCUCCAACACAAUCCCCCAGAGUAUUCUUAUAAAAAAUCAAUAAUGAAUUUAUUUAAAAAUAUUCCCUUUGUGCUUUUGCUAGUUAGUUAUGGUAUUAUGACUGGGUCAUUUUAUUCAGUCUCAACACUGUUAAACCAAAUGAUCUUGACAUAUUAUGAGGGAGAAGAAAUCAGUGCUGGACUGAUUGGGCUUACUCUAGUUAUAGCAGGAAUGGUGGGCUCCAUUCUUUGUGGCUUGUGGCUGGAUUACACCAAAACAUACAAACAGACUACUCUAAUAGUUUACAUAUUGUCUUUUAUUGGAAUGAUUUUAUUUACUUUCACCUUGAACCUUGAACACCUUUUCAUUGUGUUUAUUACUGGAGGAGCACUUGGCUUCUUCAUGACUGGUUAUCUUCCCUUGGGUUUUGAAUUUGCUGUUGAAAUAACAUAUCCUGAAUCUGAGGGGACUUCAUCAGGUCUCCUGAAUGCUUCGGCACAGUUAUUUGGAAUUUUUUUUACAUUGGCUCAAGGAAAGCUUAUUUCAGAACAUGGCCCUUUAGCUGGAAAUCUUUUCCUUUGUGCAUGGACAUUUUUAGGCAUCAUUUUAACAGCAUUAAUUAAAUCUGAUCUGAAAAGACACAAUGUAAACUUAGGAGCUCGGAACAUGGAUAUUAAAGCUGUGCCUGUCAGCAGUCCUGAAGAAUGAAAAUCAAAAAACAUUUUGUUGGCCAAACAGUCAGAAUCAAAAAUUUGCAGUGAACAGAAAAAUUCAGUAGAAAUAAUGUGUAAAUUUUGUGUGAUACUAAGCAGGAUGAAUUGUAAUAAUCAGAUCUGUGUAUAAGCAGUCAGAAUUGAUCUGCAAGUUAUGGGAGAUGGAACUUUACUUGAAAAUAAUUAUGUGAAUUAUAAAUGCACAAUUACUUUUGCCUAAAAGAUGUUACAACAUUUUAACACUAUUUGUUAUUUAUCAAAGAGUUUUACAUUUUUUAUAAUAGCACAUCUCAGAAAAUAUGAGCAUUUAUGCAUUUACUUUUUGAAAAUGGAAUAUUUUUCUAUUUUUUUUAAACAGUGGCAACAGAGAACACAUUCUCAUUUGAUAUAUUUAAGAUUGUGACUUCUUUUCUAAGACAAUUCUUUUCUAAGAGAAUAAAUUCUCUUUCUAGCAAAGGAGAAACAAAAUGCUUUUAGUGUUUUAUUAUGGGCAUAGAUGAAAAUUAGGCAGCCUGGUUUUGGUGAAGAAAGAACUAACCUUGGAUUCUGAAUGGUGCAGUCUCAAGUCCUGCUUCUGCUUUAUCCAAGCUGAGUGGUCUCAGGGCCUUUAGACUAUAAGUUGCAAAAUAGUUGCUGAAUUGAAUUGAUAAAAGAAGUUUCCUCACCAGUAUUUCUCUGUAUUAAUGAAAUCACAGAUCCAGAUCCCUCCCCAAAUGUGUAAACAUGCCAGACUCUAAAAAUCCAGAACCUAAAUGUGUACUUAAUUGCUUAUUCAUGAUAUCUGCCAAUCUGUUAAUAUGUGCUUAUAGUAUACAAAACAUGAAGCUAGUGACCCACUAAGAGAGUUGUUUGUGCUUGGAGUUCUCUACUAACCAAUAGAAGUCUUCUAUUUCAUAUUAACUGUAAAAUAGCUGUCAAAAUUCUAUCCCGUGUUUUAUUAUGAGAGCAGUAGAAUAGCACUACACCACUUCUGUUUAGUCGUGAUAUGAUCACCUUGUGUUUUUUGUCUUAGAGGCUGCUAAGACAGAAAAACUCCAUUUACUUUAAAGUCAUAAGUUUUCUUAAUGAAGCCUCCUUUAAAUAUAGCUACUUCUUGGCACAAUUAUUGCAACUCUCCAAUUGCAAGACUUUGGAUUCUAUUUUCCUCACCAUCUACCAUGUACCCUUUUAGACAUUAUGCUAUGUAACACAGGUAUAACACUUAAGCCAAGGAGUUCUUCAUGAAUGUGUCAGAAGAGCUGUGUUAUUUACAAUAAUCUUAGGCAUUUACAAAGUCUUAAUAAAAAGGCAUUUACAAUAAUCUUAAA